Mycena indigotica is the source of this 981-nucleotide messenger RNA. RefSeq names its product Short-chain dehydrogenase/reductase family protein. Bases 1 to 981 code for a protein of 326 amino acids. The record is from RefSeq and is a predicted model, not a curated record. The transcript has 8 exons. Lineage: Eukaryota; Fungi; Basidiomycota; Agaricomycetes; Agaricales; Mycenaceae.
AUGUCUCUUCCAUCUUUCGGAUUCUCCACCACCUCUGACGAGGUUGUCGACGCACUUUCUGCCACAAUCUCGGGCAAAAAUGUUCUCAUAACCGGGACAACCCUCAAUACUAUUGGAUUUGAAGCGGCUCGAGCUAUAGCGAAACAUGCGGCGAUAAUUACGAUUACGGGGUAUAACGCGGACAGGUUACAACUAUCCGCGGAAACCCUCAAGAAAGAGGCUCCGACUGCCGUCAUCCGGCAUAUACAGCUCGAUCUUUCUUCGUUGGAUGCAGUGCGGAACGCUGCUGCGCUCCUUAACGAGCAGCCUGAACCCCUUCACGUUCUUAUUCACAACGCUGCACAUACGAAUGGAACGACCACUAUCACUAAAGACGACAUUGAGAUCCAACUCGCGGUGGACCACUUUGCUCCAUUCCUCCUCACCAAAUUACUCCUCGCAAAGUUGCUCCGAUCAGCCUCCGCGGAUUGGACUCCCCGCGUAGUAUAUGUUGCCUCGGAGGUCCAUGCUCUGGGUCCCGGUAUUGACCUUGCGGGCCUUCGCAAGCCUGUGCCUGGGUCAGAGUCGGAAAAGAAUUUGUUUCUGCGCUACCAUGAGGCGAAACAGGCUGUUGUGAUGACUGCGGGCGAAUUGGCAAAGCGUGCAGACGGAAAACUGCGCGUUUACAGUCUCCAUCCGGGACUCAUUUUCACGAACGCGAUGAUGCAGGCGGAGGUUGUCCCGACAAUGAAGGCGAUUGGUGCCUUAAAGGAGGACGGGCAGCCGAAUCCAGACUAUAAAAAGUGGAAGACCAUUCCACAGGGAGCAGCAACGACGAUAGUUGCGGCAUUUGAUCCUCGUCUGGAUGACAAGUCGGGGUCUUACCUUGUUGACUGUGUCGAAGCAAAUGAUCAACGAGCCCCAAAUUGUGUUAAUCCUGCGAACCGAGAGAAGGUCUGGAAGUUGACGGAGGGCAUCAUUGGAGAGAAGUUCGAGCUUUGA